UUGUUUGAAUUUUGGAGAUACUUCAAAUACACAGUGACAUCAUCAUGCGUUGCAUUGAGCCCUUCCCAGCAGAAGCUUUUGGGCGUACCAAAGUCAUUUGUGCAAUCCAGCCCACCAAAGGAACUCAUUAAAAAUACAGUGCCAGCAUCGUCGCCUUACCCGGGCGUGCAAGGACAAAGUGUAUUAAGUUACAGCCCUUCACGGUCACCCAGCACGAGUCCUAAGUUCUCUUCCAGUUUCAUCAGCGGUUAUAGUCCUCCAAUACAAAAUGCUCUGUCAAGUAGCAGUAACUCUUUUACGUCAUCUGUGCCAUACACGCCUAAUAGCAGUUAUUCUAAGAUGCAGGGUUAUAGUCCUCCUUUGGCAUCACCACAGUAUCUUAGUACUCUUGGGCCGGUGGAAAGCAGUGGCUUAAGAUCUCGCUACAGGUGUUCACCAUCAUCCCACAGCUCUCUAACAGACACAGAAGACUAUAUAACAGACCCCAAGGUAUUGGAUGCUUUUCUUCGCAGUGAAGAGCAAAAGCAACAGCGAUCCCAGCUAGGCCCGGAAUCUAAUAGUCCUUCCAACAGCCCAACAUUUUGGAAUUAUAGCCGCUCUAUGGGUGAUUAUGCACACACACUGAGGAAGUACCAGUACCAGUUGGCAUGCCGAUCUCAAGCUCCUUCUGCACAUAAGGAUGAAGCAGAUCUUGGUUCCAAGCAGGCAGCAGAAGAGGUAUAG
Messenger RNA from Staurois parvus, 723 nucleotides. The record is from the annotation of a GenBank genome assembly. Lineage: Eukaryota; Metazoa; Chordata; Amphibia; Anura; Ranidae.